CAUCUUUUGGCCUUGACACCAGCUAAGCUAUCCAACAUUUCUGCCGGAACGCUCCAACUUGCGCCCAUUUGGAGGUAUUUCGCAACCUUUGAGGACAUGUACGGAAAGGGCUACGGCGACUACGGCAAAGGUUGGGGUGGCAAGGGCUUCUACGGUCCUCCCUUUUGGGAUGGCGGCAAGGGCAUGAUGGGGUAUGGCUAUGGCAUGAUGAUGCCUCCCAUGUUUCCUUUUAAAGGCAAGGGCAAAGGAAAGGGAAAGCGCAGUCCUCAAUUGAACGUGGAUCCCGCCAAGAAGCUCUGGAUUGGAAACAUCCCCGAGGAGGCCAAGUGGAAGGAUUUGCAAGCGCUGGUGGACAAGGCAGGCAAAAGCAGAUGGGUCGAGAUCUUUCGUGGCAAGGGCAAGGGUACAGGUGCCGUUGUGUACAACACUGCUGAAGAGGCCCAAGCGGCCAAGGCCACGCUGAACGGUGCGGAUUUGUGCGGCUCAUCGAUCGUGGUGGACUCCUGGGAGAAAGGCGAGAAGGAAUGAGGGCGUCCUUGAGCCUGAGCAGAUGCUGCGUUCACGCGUUCGCAGUGGCAUAUCACUUUGGCACAGAUGGAACAAUGUAAUGGCAGUUAUUUCCAGACCAAAAGCGCCCAUAGUAGCAGAGUCGUUCUCUUUUUGCAUCCGUGAUGCAGUGAUUCAAUAAGCAUAGCGCAUUGUUGCAAUCCGUAUUGCUGACAUAAAACCUGAAUCUCUCAUUCAGGCUACCGCCUCUUAUUGCCUUGUUCUGAGCGAAGUACAUGCCAACUACAAAGUCCUCACUCUUUGUGGUCUUUGGGUCCCCC
Durusdinium trenchii is the source of this 827-nucleotide messenger RNA. The record is from the annotation of a GenBank genome assembly. NCBI's taxonomy places the organism in Eukaryota, Dinophyceae, Suessiales, Symbiodiniaceae.